GCAGUGUGGUGCCGCCAGAGGAAACAUCUGGGAGGAGCUACAAAGGAGAGCUGAGAACCCGCCCUUCGCCAAAAGCAAAGAACUCAAAACACAGAGACCUCUCCAAACCCCAAAACCUCGAGCUUUUUCAAAAUGAGUACCAUGAAAUUUUGCCGCGAAUGCAACAAUAUCUUGUACCCAAAAGAGGACAAGGACCAGAAGAUCCUCCUCUAUGCGUGCCGCAACUGCGAUCACCAGGAGGUUGCUGACAACAACUGUGUCUACAGAAAUGAGAUACACCAUGCUGUUGGGGAACGCACUCAAGUAUUGCAAGAUGUAGCUGCAGAUCCAACUCUCCCUCGAACCAAAGCAGUGCGCUGUUCAGAGUGCAAGCAUGGAGAAGCUGUCUUCUUUCAGGCAACUGCUAGAGGAGAGGAGGGUAUGACAUUGUUCUUUGUUUGCUGCAACCCCAGCUGUGGCCAUAGGUGGCGAGACUAAUAUUUACGUACUCCUUUUGUGUGCUCGGAUUUCAUCCUAUCAAAAAGAUGUAUUGUUCCCCAAAACUGUAACUUUAGGAAGGAGACUCUGACAUGGAGGUUCUAAAGACUUGUUGAGUUAAUUGUAAAAUGUUUAGUAUUAAAAAAACACAGGCAGUCCUGCUUGCCCUUGCAUUUGCUUGGACUAUCGUUCAAUAUAACAGUUGCCCUUUUUUUCUUUUU
Prunus avium (sweet cherry) is the source of this 698-nucleotide messenger RNA. RefSeq names its product RNA polymerases M/15 Kd subunit (gene NRPB9A). The record is from RefSeq and is a predicted model, not a curated record. Gene Ontology annotation, biological process: maintenance of transcriptional fidelity during transcription elongation by RNA polymerase II; transcription-coupled nucleotide-excision repair; transcription initiation at RNA polymerase II promoter. Gene Ontology annotation, cellular component: RNA polymerase II, core complex. NCBI's taxonomy places the organism in Eukaryota, Viridiplantae, Streptophyta, Magnoliopsida, Rosales, Rosaceae. Gene Ontology annotation, molecular function: nucleic acid binding; zinc ion binding; DNA-directed RNA polymerase activity.